ACAGCCCUCCAUCCUUCCUUCGCUCUCCCUGGGAGCGCGCCCUGAGCUCAGCCAUGGUGGACAUGGGGGCCCUGGACAACCUGAUCGCCAACACGGCCUACCUGCAGGCCCGGAAGGCCUCGGACAGCGACAGCAAGGAGCUGCAGCGGCGGCGCCGCAGCCUGGCCCUGCCCGGGCCGCAGUGCUGCGCCGAGCUCCGCCGCGGGCCGUCCCCGCACUUCCACAGCCUGUGCGAGCAGCAGCCCAUCGGCCGCCGCCUCUUCCGUGACUUCCUCGCCACGGUGCCCACGUACCAAGAGGCUGUGGCCUUCCUGGAGGAGGCGCAGAGCUGGGAGCUCGCUGAGGAGGGGCCCGCCAAGGACAGCGCGCUGCAGGGGCUGGUGGCCACCUGUGCGCACGGCCCUGCCCCGGAGCACCCGCACCCCUUCCUCAGCCCGGCUCUGGCCACCAGGGGCCAAGCAGCCGCCACCAAGGAAGAGCGAGUGGCCGUGGUGGAGCUGGCCAAGGCUGAAGCCAUGGCCUUCUUGCAGGAGCAGCCCUUCAGGGAUUUCCUGGCCAGCCCCUUCUAUGACAAGUUUCUGCAGUGGAAACUCUUUGAGAUGCAACCAGUGUCAGACAAUUACUUCACUGAGUUCCGAGUGCUGGGGAAAGGUGGUUUUGGGGAGGUAUGCGCCGUCCAGGUGAAAAACACUGGUAAGAUGUAUGCCUGUAAGAAACUAGACAAGAAGCGACUGAAGAAAAAAAAUGGCGAGAAGAUGGCUCUCUUGGAAAAAGAAAUCUUGGAGAAGGUGAGCAGCCCUUUCAUCGUCUCUCUGGCCUACGCCUUUGAGAGCAAGUACCAUCUCUGCCUGGUCAUGAGCCUGAUGAAUGGCGGAGACCUCAAGUUCCACAUCUACAGCGUGGGCACGCGGGGCCUGGCCAUGAGCCGGGUGGUCUUCUACGCAGCCCAGAUGGCCUGCGGAGUGCUGCACCUCCAUGCCCUCGGCAUUGUCUACCGGGACAUGAAGCCUGAGAACGUGCUUCUGGACGACCUCGGCAACUGCAGGCUUUCCGACCUGGGGCUGGCUGUGCAGAUCCAGGACGGCAAGCCCGUCACCCAGAGGGCUGGAACCAAUGGUUACAUGGCUCCUGAAAUCCUAAUGGAAAAGGUGAGUUAUUCCUAUCCUGUGGACUGGUUCGCGAUGGGAUGCAGUAUUUAUGAAAUGAUUGCUGGACGAACACCAUUCAAAGAUUACAAGGAAAAAGUCAAUAAAGAGGAUCUAAAGCAAAGAACUCUGAAAGAGGAGGUCAGAUUCCAACAUGAUAACUUCACAGAGGAAGCUAAGGAUAUUUGCAGACUCUUCCUGGCUAAGAAACCAGAGCAACGCUUAGGAAGCAGAGACAAGUCUGACGAUCCCAGGAAACACCCUUUCUUUAAUACCAUCAACUUUGCUCGCCUCGAAGCCGGCCUAAUCGAACCCCCAUUUGUGCCAGACCCGUCGGUGGUGUAUGCCAAAGACAUCGCUGAAAUUGACGAUUUCUCCGAGGUUCGGGGGGUGGAAUUUGAUGAGAAAGAUCAGAAGUUCUUCCAAAGAUUUGCAACAGGUGCUGUCCCCAUAGCGUGGCAGGAAGAAAUUAUAGAAACAGGACUUUUUGAGGAAUUGAAUGACCCCAACAGGCCCACAGGUCGUGGGGAGGGUAAUUCCUCCAAGUCUGGUGUGUGUUUGUUAUUAUAA
Messenger RNA from Propithecus coquereli (Coquerel's sifaka), 1715 nucleotides. RefSeq names its product G protein-coupled receptor kinase 7 (gene GRK7). Gene Ontology annotation, cellular component: cytoplasm. Gene Ontology annotation, biological process: signal transduction; regulation of signal transduction; protein phosphorylation. The transcript is spliced from 4 exons. The coding region runs from base 54 to 1715 and encodes 553 amino acids. The record is from RefSeq and is a predicted model, not a curated record. Gene Ontology annotation, molecular function: rhodopsin kinase activity; ATP binding. Lineage: Eukaryota; Metazoa; Chordata; Mammalia; Primates; Indriidae.